AUGGAAGUAUCUCAAUUUACAAUGGGAGAUAAAGAGACUAUCAACCAACUUUCCACCGAAGUGGAAAAACAAAAGUUUAGGAGAAGUGAAGAAAAAAGACAUUACGAAAAGGAGAUAGGACAUAUGAGAGCACAAAUUCAACAUCUAGAACAAAUUAAUCAACAGGGAGCUGGAACGAGUCAAGAUGGCAGAUCUGACGCUAGAAUUCAAGCUUCCAUAGCAACAGCACUUUGCUCGAUUGGGGAUGUACUCCAUAAAUUGCACGAGACUAAUACGCUUGAAAAAUCUGUACCAGCCGAAGUUCAUCAAAUUUUUGCUGAUCCAAAAGGUGUUAUUAGGGAAUUUCAUGGUAUGGAGGGCCCCGAGAAGGCGCAAGCAUGGCUGACUGAACUAGAAACAUCUAAAUCAAUUCAUGACUGGAGCGACGCCAUAGCUUUAAGCAUUGCAAAAUCUCAGAUGAAAUCGGCAGCACAAAAAUGGCUCUUAUCGAAAUCUUCAACUCUGAACGAUUAUUAUAUUUUUAGAACGUCAUUCAAAUCGACGUUUUUUUAUAGUAGAAGCCCUGUCGAAAAACUUAAAUCAAUGAUGGCUCGUAUACAAGGGUACAAAGAGAGUAUACAAGAAUAUAUCAUGGACAAAAUAUGGCUGUGUUCUGGACUCAGCUUAACAGUAGCGGAAAUUGAUGCCGGGUUAUGGUCGAGAAAUAUGGCUGAUCACAUCCUGGGGCAAAUAUUCGACAGCACGGACCAGAUUCUACCCGAAAUUCUAAGAUACGAGAGGAUGGAGAAUAGUCGACGAUCGAGAAUCAACGAGAGGAAGGGGAACGAGAAAGAACGGAUUCAGAAGACAUCGAGCAAUCACGCAGCAGGGAAAGAGGGGAAAAGCGACUCAAAGGAAGAAGGAACGUCAGGAGAGGGAAACGAGGUAUCAAAAUCUAGCUGGAUGAACAAGGUAAGGAAAUGCUAUCGUUGUGGUUCAACGAAACAUUUAGCUAAUGUAUGUACUGGUCCGCGGUCUGUGGUUAUUAACGAAAAUCUUCAAAUGACAAGAGAAAAGUCAAAAUUGGGAGGGUUCGGUAACAGUGAAGUUUGGUCACCGGGGACUGUCACUGAAACGGUAAUUCUCGACGGUUUAAAUCCUAAAGUAAUUACUUUUAAAGUUGUUCCGGAUACCGCACAGCUCUAUGAUGGCAUUUUAGGUCGAUCAUACACAGAGGCCUUGGACAUUGCAUAUGAACGCGUAGGCGAAAAUAAAGUUCACAUCAAAGCUGGACAAAAGAUUGGGGGGAGUUUAUACAUGGUUGAGGAAAAAUUCCGAGAACCAGCGAAACGUGUUAAAAAUAUUGAUCUAUCAGAAAUCAAAACUGAUCCAGAUAUCACCUCAGAUCAAAAACAACAAUUAAUUAACAUAUUAAAUAAAUACAAAGAUUGUAUAGCAGAUAACAUUUUUAAACUAGGGUGUAUUGACGUUUUGAAAAUGAACAUAGAAUUAAAAGAAGGUAGUGAACCGUUUCAAAUUAAACCCUAUCGAUUAAACCCGGAAGAUACAAAAGACUUAGAUAAAAUUGUAACUGAAUGGAAAGAGGCGGGAAUUGCUACCGAAACUAAAUCCGAAUUUGCGAGCCUAGUAUUCCUGAAGAGGAAGAAAGAUGGAACUCCGCGUCCCAUUCCUGAUUACCAUAUGGCAUCUGGGUAUUUGCACAUACCGCUAGAGGAAAACGCAAAAGAAAAAACGGCGUUUAUCACUGAAACCCAAACCGGUCAAUUUGAAAGAGCCAUAUUUGGCUUAAAGAAUGCACCAAUUCACUUCGCAAAAUUGAUAGAUAAAGUUUUAGGGAUCGCUAGAAAGAAAGGAAUAGCAUUUACAUUUUUUGACGAUACUACUUGUAUAUACGCGAAAACAUGGGACGAACUAAUGAUUAAUUUAGAAUUUUGUCUUAAUUUACUAAAAGAAGCUAAACUUACCUUAAAUUUAAAAAAGUGUCAAUUCGGGAUGAGAAAAGUAGAAUAUUUAGGAUACGUUUUAGGAGAAAGGAUGAUGGAAAUAUUCCCUAGACCAUCUUUUCCAGAAAUGGCUUUGUAUUCGUUGCAACAGUUGGUAACGACUCAAGCGAUUUUCUGGGAUAUUUGGUGGUUCUGA
Leptopilina heterotoma is the source of this 2139-nucleotide messenger RNA. RefSeq lists its product as uncharacterized. Lineage: Eukaryota; Metazoa; Arthropoda; Insecta; Hymenoptera; Figitidae. The coding region runs from base 1 to 2139 and encodes 712 amino acids. The record is from RefSeq and is a predicted model, not a curated record. The transcript is spliced from 5 exons.